AUGGCCAGCAAUUCCAAAAAGAAGAAUAUAGGAAGUCAGUACAGGAUGCUUUUUAAUCUUGGCUGGGGUUCAUUUGGCACUGUGAAACUGGCCUGUCAUGUGAAAACCGAGGCACUGGUUGCCAUUAAAACGGUAGAGCUCAACAAGAGGAACAUCAAGGGGAUCCUUGCAGAAAAAACAGCGUUGGAGACACUGCACCAUCCUAACAUCGUCUGCCUCUACCAGGUAAUGGUUACACCGAGACACGUUAACUUUGUCACCGAAUAUAUUCCGGGAGGAAGCUUGUAUGAAAUCAUAAAGAAGGAUGGCCCGAUGAAGGAGGAGGAGGCAAGGAAAAUAUUCGGGCAGGUAGUGUCAGCUGUAAAAUACUGCCACAGCCUUGAUGUUGUCCAUCUUGAUAUAAAACCACAAAAUGUACUCCGGGAUGAGGUGGGUAAUGUAAAACUGAUAGACUUUGGGCUGGCCACCAAGUGCAGACCUGGCACAUUACUAAAUCGGUACUGUGGGACUAGGAGCUGUUUAUCCCCAGAGAUUGCACUAAGGGUGGAAUAUGAUGGAAAGAAGUCCGAUGUGUGGAGUUUGGGAGUGCUACUAUAUUUUAUUACUAUUGGACACUACCCCUUCUGGGGAACAACGGUGAAGGAGGUGGAAGAGAAGAUCACAACAGGGACCUAUGACAUUCCAUCUCAUGUCCCUGGGCAACUAGAAAACCUAAUCCAUCAAUUGCUCACAGUUUCCCCAGAGAUGAGGCCCUCCAUAGAAAACAUUGAGAAACAUCCAUGGGUGGUAAAGUGUGAGGUAGACAUUCCAACUGAGAUCAAUCCAGAUUACAACAUCAUAGACAGGCUCUGUGGCAUGGGAUUUGAUGCAAAUGAGAUUAUAGAAUCACUGCACAACAAAAUAUACAACGAACCCAUGGCGGCAUAUUUAAUUAUUAAAGCCCAGGUAGAGAAGAGGCAUGAGGAUACUUCUACUGCUUCGUUUGAAACUGCUGAUCAGUGCCCUACACCACCCCCUUUACCAGCACAUCCCUCUACCUCUGGGCUUCCCCUAAAGAAAAGGGCCAGUGAGCCCAACUUUAGCCUCCUCCACAUCCAGCCCUCAAGAAAGCAAGUGCCUGUUGCCCUGACACGAUCUCAACACAAUGUGGCCAGAAGUGUCUCCAUGCCUCCCAUUUCUCUAGAAUAUCCAGAGAAUAAGACCAGCAGCACUUCCACCUGUGCCCUCUAUUACGGAGCUGUGGCUGCCCCAAGUGUCUGUAACAUCAUAGAGGAGGAUGAAUUGAAUGUGCCACCUGAGCAAGAGUUUGACAUAAAAACACCAUCGCCUCCUAAGAAGACCGGGCGCUUUAAGAGAGUCACUAAGAGAAUCAGGGCGUGCCUAUCAAGGCUUUGCUGUUUCCCCUGUGCUCGAAAGAAAAAGACCCAGCAUACAUCCUCCAAGGAAGUGGCUCCCCUGAAAGAGGCAGGAGGCAGAACACAAUAA
This is a messenger RNA of Grammomys surdaster, 1485 nucleotides long. RefSeq names its product putative sperm motility kinase W. Gene Ontology annotation, biological process: intracellular signal transduction; protein phosphorylation. The coding region runs from base 1 to 1485 and encodes 494 amino acids. The record is from RefSeq and is a predicted model, not a curated record. NCBI's taxonomy places the organism in Eukaryota, Metazoa, Chordata, Mammalia, Rodentia, Muridae. Gene Ontology annotation, cellular component: cytoplasm. Gene Ontology annotation, molecular function: protein serine/threonine kinase activity; ATP binding. The transcript has a single exon.